Messenger RNA from Colius striatus (speckled mousebird), 636 nucleotides. RefSeq lists its product as uncharacterized. NCBI's taxonomy places the organism in Eukaryota, Metazoa, Chordata, Aves, Coliiformes, Coliidae. The transcript has 6 exons. The record is from RefSeq and is a predicted model, not a curated record. The coding region runs from base 1 to 636 and encodes 211 amino acids.
AUGGAGACUGGACAAAAGCAGAAGAAACCCAAUCCCCCUCAUAAAGGAGGAAAGAGAAUACACGAUGAAUCAGGAACUGUAGCAAGAACUCAUCGUUGCUAUCACAUUGAGUACUUCCUUCUACCAGACGACCUCGUACCUAGAAAACUGGAUUUGAUGUUGUCUGGGAUGGUUGCAAAACUAUUUACAGAAUCUAGUUCCAAGGCUGUUACACCAUGGUUGGAAAAUGACAAGCUGUGGAUAUCGUGGAGCCAUAGUGUUGAUAUCAAUGUCACUAAUGAGUAUCUAAUAAAACUACAAGAUCACAAAAUCACUUUAAAAAUCUGGAAUACCAAGGACAAAGUUGCCUCAAAUGCAAAGCUUAGUAAAUCAAACACAGUUUCUUCACUAGAAGGGGAUGCAGAGGCUGUUGGUGAUGUAGAACACACAGUGCUAUUGCAAAGAAAAUUAUUUGAAGAGAGUCAGCCAGCACCCAGCUGUAUAAAAAUCAAAGCAGCAAAGGCAUCCAAGGUGUGGGAAGAGUCUUCAGCUCUUGCUCCUGAAGCAGAAACUGAUCUGAGUGGACUAGCAAGAUCUGAUUGUGGUUUGCCACAUCCGUCAAGGACAGAUGACACCUGCACAGCGAGAAGUGGUUAA